AUCCCACAGUGAUCAAGGGAAGAGGCUGUCUCGCCUCUGUCUCAUCUCUAAAGGUGAUUUGUGAAGACUAAGGUGAGGUGUCUGGAGGUGAAGCCUCAGGUGAUCAUUGUGUGUCGUACCUACUCAAGUGACUUUGUAUUCUGAGUGCCACUAGUAGUGAGGGUGUCUGGCGCCACCAGAUUGCUACAGCCAGAGUGCCACUACUACAACCUGAGUGCCACCUGAGUGUCACCACUACAACCAGAGUGUUACAGCCGGAGUGCCACCACUACAACCAGAGUACCACCACUGCAACCAGAGUACCACCAGAGCGUCACCACUACAACCAGAGUGCUACACCCAAAGUGCCACCACUACAACCAGAGUGGCACCAGAGUGUCACCACUACAACCAGAGUGCUACAGCAAGAGUGCCACAACUACAGAGUGCCACCAGAGUGCCACAACACUACAUAAUGUCGCCCUACACACCAGAAGACUUCGAAAGGAGUCCACGACGCCAGUCAUACAGGUCACCCUACAUAUUAUAUGAGUUGAGUGACGACUUGAAGAGAAAAGAAUUCCUUGAUGAGCUCUUCUCUUUCAUGCAGAAGAGAGGUACGCCCAUCAACCGGUUGCCCAUCAUGGCCAAGCAGGUCCUGGACCUCUACGAACUCUACAACCUUGUGGUGGCUCGUGGUGGUCUGGUCGAUGUUAUUAACAAGAAACUCUGGCAAGAGAUUAUCAAGGGUCUGAAACUACCUUCUUCUAUCACCAGUGCCGCCUUCACUCUCAGAACACAAUAUAUGAAAUAUCUGUACCCACUAGAGUGCGAGAAGAUGAAAUUAUCAAACCCCGCCGAGCUGCAGAGUGCCAUAGAUGGGAACCGGAGGGAGGGUCGUCGUUCCUCCUACGGUACUUACGGUGAUGCCGUCCAGCCACCCCUCCUGCCCCUGCAAAACCUACAGUCCCUGCAGAACCUGCAGAGCCUACAGAAUCCACUCAGUUUAGUGCCUCGGCCGCAGAUCAACGGUAAUGGUAGCAGUCAUCCUCUAGCGCCUCAAGACUACUUGUUGGGUCGUGGUGGGUCUCCGCCAGGGUCACAAGAGGCACUGCUGGAAGCCACGAGACUCACCAUGUGGAAGCUCUACAACCAGGGUCUUGGAGGUGGAGGCUUCCCCCACGAGGACGAGGGUCCCAAGCUGCCGCCUCCUCCUCCACAUCACCCUAUGGGCGGCGGCGUGCCGUUCCCUCCACAGAAAGAAGCACUCAAUCUGGACGUUAAAGAAGAUGAAGCGCCGCUGUUUCUUGAUAACCGGGGCUAUCAAGCAUUCUGCUUGCAGCGGCCGGGGCGAGUAAAGGAGAGUGCAGAUCUUCGCAAUGAUAUGCGUAAUGACCUGCGCAACGACCUACGUAACGACAUGCGCAACGAUUUGCGUAAUGACAUACGCAGCCGCCUGGAGGAGAGUCCGGUACCACCCGCGGCUAAGCGACCAGCCCAGCAUGAGGAUGCCCACGACCCACGCCUGCCCCCGCCCACCACGCCCGCGCCCCCAGGACAACCCGGUGCCAAUAUAAAGAUCACAUCAAGGGGAGAUGGACGGAGCCAGGACCAGAGUCUGGUGGUUAGUAUGGAGAUCAAUGGCAUCUUGUAUCAAGGAGUGUUGUUCGCCCAGGCACCCAGAGCACGCUUCAGCUAAGGUGCUGCUACUGCUGCCUUCUCGUUUCCCCUCACCCCGCCAUCUUGGAGGAGUCAGCUUCACUCUAAGGGGCUGUGAGUGGUACAGGGCCGUCCCCUGUCCCUCUGAGGAGCUACUCACCCCCUAGGAGGCUGCGGGCGGUGAAGGAGCAUCACGGAACGAGUGUUCGACUGUGGAAGCUCCUGCUCUUUCUCUCUCCACCUUUAGCCAAGCUCUGUUGGCCAAGUGCCCUGACAUUUGGCUCUCGGCUGUUACCUUGUAAUAAAGUCAAUGUAGUGCUUGAAGAUGCUGAACCCUGAAUCAGGGUUAUUUGUAUUUAUUUGUGUAAUUAUCUUGUUGUGUGUGAUAGGUGUACAGUCAUGUUCCGUGUGAGAGCAAGUGGCAUAUUCUUGUUUCUAAGUUGUCCGGUCAGUGUAGCCUAAGGCAACAAAGUGGUGAUCUCAUGAAUGUAAUACUCAAGCAGUGCAGUCGUGGUGGGCACACACAUGUGGCCAUGGUAGGCCAUCAUGUGGCCAUGGCAAGCUGCUGCUGGUGCGAUCUGAGCUACGCCUCCAACACUUCGUGGCGUCCUUUACACGAAGAAACUGGAGGACUCUUGCUCCGCCCAUCACUGUGGCCUCUUCCUCGGCGGACAAAAUGGGACCGCCUCUCCACGACUUGAGCAGACGAUACCCACCCGCCCAUCCAGCCACUCAACCACCCACCUUUCCGCCAUGACCGCCCACUCGGUGCAGACAAUCAGCCGCCCACGAGGCAGCGACCUCUGCUGUCCCUCUUGUUAAGUUGUUGAUUGUUUUUGUUUGUGUUGUUUUUAGGUUGACCGCUGUUGACUAGUGAGAUUACAAGUGUUGGGACUAAGUAAAAGGUUCAAGGUUCCUAGUGUCCUGCCAUAUUGACUGAACCACAUCAGCAGAUAUCCUGCCGAGGGACUUGCCGCAUGUGGCAGGCUAUAUCUACCGGUCUGCCAUACACUUAUUUAUGCAUUAAACGUUUUGUUAAUGAAAAACAGUGUAACUAGUUCGUGAAGUGUGCAAUAUCACAUUGAUAUUAAAGAUCUCAAAAUUCUAUAAUGUUCAGCGAAUGUUCUUUGUACCUGAAUUGUUUGACAAACAAAAUUCCAGGUUUGUUGAGUUUAAUGUUACUUAGUGUGGCUACAAAGAACCUGACUUCAUAUGCUAUUUUGUUCACCUCCCAAUUAUUAUUAUAAUCAAAAAGAAGCGCUAAGCCACAAGGGCUAUACAGCAUUCCCCUCCCAAACCCUAGUUUUCAUGUCUU
Messenger RNA from Cherax quadricarinatus, 2953 nucleotides. The record is from RefSeq and is a predicted model, not a curated record. Lineage: Eukaryota; Metazoa; Arthropoda; Malacostraca; Decapoda; Parastacidae.